AUGACUAAACAGCAAGACGAAAAUGGGCGAUCAAGCAGUAACCCCAUGUUCGAGUCCUUUGGCCUUCCAGGAAGUUUGAAAAUCGGAGGCAAUAGCAGAGGUCCGCAUCCGUCCUCUACUGAGCGCCCUGUACACCAUCCGGAAUGGGAUAUCCAUUCCAACCGCGGCUAUAUUCCUCCUAGAACGAUGAUCAAUGAGCCGCUCCCAGAAAAGCCAUUCCGCAUCAUAUUUCUGGGUGCAGGCGCAGCCGGCAUUGACUUUUUACAUUGGGCCCCCAGGUCGCUGCAAGACUUGAAUGUUAGCCUGGUUUGUUAUGAAAAGAAUGCCGAUAUUGGGGGUACUUGGCUGGAGAAUCGCUAUCCAGGAUGUGCGUGCGAUGUGCCAAGCAUCUCCUAUACCUUCCCAUGGCGGAGUAAUCCAGACUGGUCCCGUUUCUAUUCGUCGUCACGUGAAAUUUGGCAGUAUAUGCGCCGCAUUGUGGACGAGGAAGGAAUGAUGGAUUACAUCCGUUUAUCCCACCAAGUUGUAGGAGCGCAAUGGAAUGAUGAAACCAGCAAGUGGUCGGUUACAGUCCGAAAGCUUGAUGAAGCAGAUGGUCACUGCGAGGAGUUCCAAGAUGAGUGCGACCUAUUGCUGAAUGGUGGGGGGUUUUUAAACUCGUGGAGAUGGCCAGAUAUUCCUGGAAUCCAUACCUUCACGGGCAAUCUUUUCCACUCCGCGAAUUAUGACGAGAGUUAUGAUUUGAAAGGGAAGAGAGUUGCAGUUAUUGGCAAUGGAAGUUCUGGCAUUCAAGUCGUGGCGGAAGCCUAUAAAGAUGCCACAAAGCUUUAUACCUGGGCUCGUAGCCCAACGUGGAUAAUUGCGGCAAUUGGACAGAAGAAGGGCAGCAAGGAAGGCCAAAACUUUGAAUAUGAAAAAAUAUUCACUUUGCCUGUCCUGAUGCUAGAUACCGACGAGCAGAAAGCAGAAUUUCAUCGGGAUCCUGAGAAAUACCAUCGCUAUCAUAAAUCCAUUGAGAACAGUUUGAAUAAUAGGUUCCGGACCCUUCUAAGAGACACUGCUGAAUCUGACGAGGUUAAUGCGUUUGCAUACACAGAAAUGCGUCAUAAAUUGGCAGCACAUCCUGAAAUUAUGGAAACACUUAUGCCAAAGGACUUCAGCGUGAAUUGCCGCCGACCCACCCCUGGUAAUGGGUAUCUAGAGGCGCUGUCAGGCUCGAAGACAACUGUCCUACCUGGAAAUAUUCGACAAAUUACUCCCACUGGAAUUGUGGACAUGUAUGGGAACGAACAUGAUGUUGACGUCAUCAUAUGCGCUACAGGAUUUGAUACUUCGUUCAGACCGCGAUUUCCCAUUGUUGGGUUGGAUCCUGAAGUACCUCUUGCAGAGAAAUGGGCUACCUUUCCUUCCAGCUAUCUCGGGGUCAGCGUGGACGGCUUCCCGAACUAUUUUACCUAUGGAGGGCCUUUUACUCCUGUAGCGCAAGGAACAGUCCUCCCUAUACUGACCCUGUUAACGCAUCAUUUCUUGGAGAUCAUAAAGACAAUGAGAAAGCAGCAUAUUCGGCGACUAAGUCCUAGGGCUGAUGCAGUCCGGGACUUUUCUGAGCAUGCUGAAGCCUACCUUCCACGAACCACUUGGGCUGACCCAUGCAACAGUUGGUACAAGAUGGGUACGAAAGACUCUAAGAAGCUUGUGAUGUGGCCGGGAUCUCGCUUAUCUUAUUUCGAAAUUCUCGAGCACCCUAUGCUGCAAGACUAUGACUUUGAAUAUUGGAAUGGGAAUCGAUGGGGAUUCAUGGGUAAUGGCUUUGUGGACUGGGAGUUUUCCGGAACAAGAGAUCUUACUUGGUACCUGGAUAAAUUCUCGGAAAAUUCCAAUUUCAUCAAGGGCGUGCCAAUGAAAGAUCCAGUUGAGUUCCAGGGUGUGGCUGACGGUCAGGUUCCAUGA
Messenger RNA from Penicillium cosmopolitanum, 1950 nucleotides. RefSeq names its product flavin-containing monooxygenase. Bases 1 to 1950 code for a protein of 649 amino acids. Lineage: Eukaryota; Fungi; Ascomycota; Eurotiomycetes; Eurotiales; Aspergillaceae. Gene Ontology annotation, molecular function: NADP binding; N,N-dimethylaniline monooxygenase activity; flavin adenine dinucleotide binding. The transcript has 4 exons. The record is from RefSeq and is a predicted model, not a curated record.